GGCUACCCAAACAGAUACCUACAAUUCCAAUGGUUUGCGUGUCCUUUCACUUUUCUAACCACUAACAUGGAUUCUACCAGUGACACUACAGGUGAGACACAGCUAGUGUCUCAAUGGACUCGACCUACCGACGGUGUUACUAAGAAUAUCAGCCACCUGGACGACGACAACACAAUGUCGCUAGAAAAUCGCGAAUCUCUAGGCCCAGCGGUGGGAGCAGAAGAUUGCGACGAGGGCUGCCGUCUCAAUAGAGAAAACUCAGAGGAGAUUCUAGAAGAGGUCUACGAGUCCUCGGUUACUCCAGGCGACGAGAACGCUGAAUCUCAAGCGCCAUGGGAAAGCAGCGAGCCACGUGACACGCGAGAGAGUCUAUUCCAACUGCUAGGAGACGUCGACAGCCUAACACGCAUUCAUUUGGCGGCGUGUACGGACGACAGCGAGACGUGUGGAAUGAAGGACGAAGCCGACGCCAAUCUAGAGCGGCAAGCGGACUUAGAGCUGGCGGCGAAGAUUGGGCAGGCGCUUGUGCAGAAGAACGAGGCUUUGCUGCAGGAGCUGAGCAUGUCACGACACCGACAAGAGGAACUGGAAGACAAUAUGAAACAGUUGGCACACGAGCUGGGACAGAAAGAAGACCUUCUGAAGCAGAUGUCUGCUGAGUGGCGAGAACAGGAAAUGGUUCUUCUUCAUCCGAAAUUCUGGAACCACGUUGAAGACUCGGAGAACGGAAGCGGCAGACUAAGACAACAGAGUAGUAGUCCUUCGAUUUGCUCCGAAGAUGUCGAGGCUCUACAAGAAGAAUGCAAGCAGUUAUCCGUGUCGAAUUCGGAACUGUUGGAAGAAGGUCUUGACCUUCGCGUGCAGUCACUUCAGGUUGAGAAAAAAGAGAGCGAUCUAAUUACUCAGUGUGUACAAAAACUGGCUGAUGCUGAUGAUCGUAUAGCAUGGCUCAUCGACGUGGCUGAUCAGAAGGCCGAAGAAGCGAGAAAGCAUGAUGCCGAGGCAAAACGACUGAAGGAUCAUCUGGAUGAGUUGAAGAGUCGAAGUGAAGAUUUCGUGAAGAGCGAUCAUGAACUUCAUCAAGAGUUGCUGUCGGCGAGUCAGAAGGAGCUCGAGUUGCAGGCUCAAGUGACCGAAUGGCAGAACAAGUAUGUGGAGUGUCAUGAGAUGUUGAAAGUGGCACAGGAUGAGGUUCGGUACUGGAGAGGACAAAAUAUGAUGUCUGGUCACAUGACUAUGACCAACAGUGGUGCCAUUCAACCUUCAGGCCAGCCUUCACUCGAUGACGAAAUCCAACACACCAUAGAGCAUGAACUAUUUACUGAAUCGAAGCCGGCCACGUCGACUCCUCAAAAACAGCUGUCCGAUGUUGCUCGAGUGAUGCAGACGGUGAAAGCAGCAAAUCGGAAUUUGAAUAUCGAGGAGAUAAGUGGAACGACCGACAUCGACGACGACGAACUCGCCGCACCUCUGGUCUCGUUUCACGACAUAAGUCUUGAUUCUGGCGUCGAAUCCGAGCAGCACAGAGCCACCGAGCGAACUGAAGUUGGUGUGAGGUCGACGUCUGUGAGCAGUCAGUCGAUCGUGGCUCAAACGGCAGUGCAGCCUGGUCGGUCGUCUGACACUAAUUUGUCGGGUGAACUCGCAUCGGGUUUUGCUUCUGAGAUUCGGUUGCGUACGAUCGAUCGUGUUCAAGUGUAUUCUGCACCUGAGAAGCUACAGAUCGUCAAGCCUCUUGAAGGCUCUAGAACAUUAGGCAAGUGGCAGCAACUAGCAGCAACCGGAUCGAGUGGAUUUGGUCAGUCAACAUUAGAGUUACCUGGAAUUCAGGUGAAGCAGAGAGAGCAGCAAAGGACAUCAGAGGUUGAUGUUUUGGGCGAAGAAACACAAACGCAGCAGAGAGGUCGAGAAAAGUCAUCACGCGGGUUAGGAAUCGCAUUGGAUCCUGAUAAUCAAUUGAAAGGUAUUGCACGACGAGUGUCAGUGGAGAGUCCGCGUCGUGAACAACCGGUUGCACUUAAAAACGAAGAGACGAAGGUAGAGACUGAUGUGGAUUUGACGUCGACUACAUCUCGACCGUUCGGUUACCUUGCUAGUCUUUUGAGUCGGCCGGUCGGUCCGUUUGGUUCUCUGUUGUCUCGGAGUCAAUCGAUUGGGUUGAAGAGGCUGCUGUCGGCUUCGUUACCUGUGAAGCAAUCUCUAGCUGAAGGACACGACUCUGAGGACUCUAUUGAGUAGGCUUGAGUCGUGGUUUAGUGUUUUAUGUGCAACUGGAGAGUUCGAUAAUAUAUUGGACUGUACAGUGGAAUUUAUAUUGUCAGUUAUUUAUUUGUAUCAUAUUCUGGUGUAUUUUAAUACUGCAAUUUGGAUGUGUCAUUGUUUGAAGCCAUCACCAGCACCCAUGACAUGCAGUUGUAGCUCACACGCUAAUGAAAUGUGAUAUCAGACAGUAAAAGCCAUUGACUACUCAGUUACAAAUGCAUUAAUGGAGAGCCAAUAGCAACGGGCAUUGC
This is a messenger RNA of Corticium candelabrum, 2513 nucleotides long. Its product is annotated as trafficking kinesin-binding protein 1-like. The transcript has 12 exons. Gene Ontology annotation, molecular function: myosin binding. Bases 67 to 2238 code for a protein of 723 amino acids. The record is from RefSeq and is a predicted model, not a curated record. NCBI's taxonomy places the organism in Eukaryota, Metazoa, Porifera, Homoscleromorpha, Homosclerophorida, Plakinidae. Gene Ontology annotation, cellular component: mitochondrion; cytoplasmic vesicle. Gene Ontology annotation, biological process: vesicle transport along microtubule; mitochondrion distribution; protein targeting.